AUGAGUAAUACGGAAGAUAAAAAUGAUGAAGAAACUCAAGAAGUUGAGGAAAAAAUUGAUUGGGAAUCAUUGUUAAAUGCAGCAAAUGAUCCGGAUCUUACCGAAUUCUUUCAAUCACCGAUCGAUGAUGCAAUCAAUAUUCUCAAAAAAGGACGAGAAAUCCAGAAAUUAUCGAUAAUUCGAACAUUAAGCGAUUUGCUGGAGACCGAUGGAGAUCAAGUUGUCGAAAAGAUCAUGCCAGUUGUUCAACAAAUGUUGGAUGAAGAAUGUGCAAAUUUGGAUAUACAAUGUGAAGCAGCGGUUGCCUAUAAAAAUAUUUAUCGAAAUAGUAAACUUACCGCUCGUGUUUUAGGUAUUAGUGAUGUAAUUCUCAAUGGUAUAUUGCAAAAUGCGGCACAACAAAAGGACAAUUUAAUGGCAGCAGCAUGGUUGGAAACGCUUGUUGAAGUGAUCGAUCAGGCGCCUGUAUCGCAACUCAAACAACUUGUUGUACCACUGACAAUUGCGCAAGCUGAAACAUCACAACGAGCACAGCGACGCAUACUUGCAACUAAAUUGGUUAAUAAAUUGUGUGGAAAUUUGGAACCUAUCGAUAUUCGACGUGAUAUUAUACCUUGUGUACAAAUGCUUUGUAAUGAUCCCAAUUCGAAUGUGCGAAGCUCUAUGGUUCAACAUCUGGCUGUUGUUGCUGAAUCGCUAAGGAAUCGAAGUGAUUGUGGAACAACGUUAGUACCAUGUUUGGUGCAACUAUGCAAUGAUACCGAAAUUGGAACACGUGAAGCGGCAUUGAACACAAUCGCUUCCUGUAUCCCAUUUCUAUCAAAAGACCAACGUAAAUGUUCAAUCGUUCCACUGUUGAGGGAUUCCAUCGAGCAAGCGCUAAGUGCUCAAGAUGAAACACUCCACGUGGUAGCUAAAAAUUUUGGCCAAUGGAUAGAUUUAUUGCAGGAUGUGCUAACAGUAAGGGACUAUAAUUGGUUUUUGGAUAUUUAUGUUCAAAUUGCCAAUCUAUCACGAUAUUCAUCAUCCAAUGACGAUAAUAGCAAUUUAUCGAAUAUUCAAACAUCAGUUAGGCGCAUGUGUGCUUACAAUUUCCCAUGUAUGGUAUUGAAAUAUGGUGAGAAUUUCUUCAAAGGUCGUUUGUUACCAAUUUUGGAAGCUUUUUGCGCUGAUCCAGACGAUGAUAUUCGCUCUUCAACAGCUGCGGGAUUUCAUGAGGUUGUAAAACUGAUUCCAAAUGAGCCAGCUCUCUUACCACCAUUUUUUGAGCUGAUUCGUGGAAGUUCUGCUGAGGUUGUUGGACAUUUGAUGGGCAACCUUGAUCGAAUUCUUCCAGCUCUCUACAAAUGUAUUUUCGAGCAAAAUAAUUGUAAAAUCAGCAGAUUACAAUUGGAUCAUAUAAUAAUAGGAUGUAAUCGACUAAUACGUGGAAGCAGUUCCUGGCGAGCGCAAUAUUCAUAUCUAAAAAAUAUUGCCGUGCUACGACAUUUAAUUCCUGUUAAGGAUCUCUUUAUCUCCUUUAUUCCAAUGCUCAAACAGGAGGUGCUAACAGCGCGAGCGAUUCCAUGCCGUGUCGCCGCUUCGAUUACACUACUUCUAUUUAUGCGAGAAAAUCCUUGCGAUGCUGAUCGUCAAUCAAUUAUCGACUUCUUCAUUCACUCAAUCGCAAAGCAUCAGAAUUGUCAUCGGCGUCGAUUAUUUUUGGACAUAAUUCCGGAAAUUAUCGCCAAUUUUAGCUGCAAAUUUUUCCACGCACAUUUUUUGACUUCAAUUUUGGCAAUGGCAAACGACAAAGUCACAAGCAUUAGAUUACAACUUUGUCAUAUGCUUCCAAAAAUAAAAACAAAUUUAUAUUUGCCUGAGGAUGAGGAGAUUUUGCGACAGCUUGAAGGAAUUAUUCGUGAAUUGCUUUCCAAAGAGCAAAAUUCAUCAACACGACAAUUAAUUCAAACAUAUGCAUGUGAAUUAUCACGAACUGAAACUCGAAACAAGAAUGAUAAAUCAGAUGAAUUGAAACAAAAAGCUGAGGAUGAAAUUUGGAGUCAGAAAGAAGCAGUUCUGGAAGUUUUCGAAGAAGCAAACAAUGAUACUUCAAAAGAGCAGCUUAAUCAAAAAAGAAUCACUGAUAAAGACACUAAUCGUUUGGAUAAGAAUCUUUGGCGUACACAUAAACAAAAUUCCAAAAUGGCUAUUGUUCGGCCACAACCACAAGUUACUGUUACACAACGUAGUCCAAGCCCGAUGCCACAUAGUUUUAGAACAACAGUGGAAGAACGAAAAUCACGACUACCACUGGCUACAUCACAAAAUAGUAAAUUUUUAGACACAAAGCAAAGAAAAACAGCAACAGCAUUAGCAGUUAGGACCACUUUACCGCUAGAAAGUGGCAAAAGCAAUACUGAGGUGACAGCAAAAUCUCGUCUUUCAGCAAGUCGUAAAAAUCCAACAACUUUAGCCCCAAAACCUCCAACUGGUUUAAGUGCUGAUAAGACAAAUGCAUCAUCAUUGAAAGCAAGUCGUCCCUCAGUAACUUCCGUUAUGUCCCGUUCAGUAUCAUCAUUAAACGAAAAAGGUGGUUUAAUUCCAUCACGAUCCACUGAUUCUGUCAUGUCAUUUGGUCAAAGUCUUAUCAAAGUUCGCAGUUUUUCAAAUAUUGCCAGAACACCGACCCAUUUAACCAUGAAAGUGAAAAGUAUUAAUUAA
Messenger RNA from Cercopithifilaria johnstoni, 2703 nucleotides. The record is from the annotation of a GenBank genome assembly. Lineage: Eukaryota; Metazoa; Nematoda; Chromadorea; Rhabditida; Onchocercidae.